AGUUCCUCUCUAGAAAAAACCAGCACUAGCAAGAGAUGAGUUUCAAUACUAGCACAAGUGGGGGUGAAAAUGGUAAUGAUGGUGGAGGUGGUGAUAGUUUAUAUUCAAAGAAAUUGAAGAGGCAAAAGAUCCCAAAGAGAGGACCAGGCGUGGCAGAGUUAGAGAAGAUCUUGAGAGAUCAGGAGAGAAAAGAUGAUAAUUUGGGUGGUGGUUCAUCUUUGAUUUCUUCUUCCUCCAAAAAUGCUGUUCCUUUCAGUGUUGAUCAUGAUCAAUUCAUCAUCCCAUCUUACGGCAGGAAUGUUAGAGGUAGCUCAUCGUCAUUAGGAAUCACUAAUCAUCUCGGUGAAGGGAAUGGGGGUGUCCAUGGUAGGAGAUCAGGAAUUUUUUUACCUCAAAAUGCCUCGUCACCAGCAAUGUGGAGUUCUCAUGAGAUCAACAGUACUGAUUUUAUCGGAACUGAUAGUGAAGGUACCAAUUUCGCAUCAUCUGGGUUUGCAUUUCCUACCCGGAUUACAGAUGGAUCCAGUUCAAUCAUUCCUUCACCUGUUAUACCACAGAAGCACAUGCAAUAUAUACCUGCAAUGAUAAAUCCUUUUGGGCAAUCAGGGUUAUCCUCUUCACUCCCAUCGGCAGUAGCGGGAGCUAAUUACCAUCAUAUUGAGCCCCCUUCAAACCAAAUAUCAUGUUGUCAAUAUUCAAAUGCUUGGCCAGAGCAAGAGAAGGCAUGAACAGAUCCCUUACUUAUAUGGUGUUUCUUUCCUUUGAA
Tripterygium wilfordii is the source of this 766-nucleotide messenger RNA. RefSeq lists its product as uncharacterized. The transcript has 2 exons. The record is from RefSeq and is a predicted model, not a curated record. NCBI's taxonomy places the organism in Eukaryota, Viridiplantae, Streptophyta, Magnoliopsida, Celastrales, Celastraceae. Bases 36 to 728 code for a protein of 230 amino acids. Gene Ontology annotation, molecular function: DNA-binding transcription factor activity.